Linum trigynum is the source of this 2121-nucleotide messenger RNA. The record is from the annotation of a GenBank genome assembly. NCBI's taxonomy places the organism in Eukaryota, Viridiplantae, Streptophyta, Magnoliopsida, Malpighiales, Linaceae.
AAUAAUUCUUUCCGGCCAACGGGCCGGUUAAAAAGCUAAUAUUGUUUAAAAUGAAAAGUUUGGAUAUUAGAUUGUAUUUACUUUUUUUUUUUUAAUAUUAACUGAUGCCUUUCACGCGUUGUUGCGCAUAAAAAACCGGAAACUGCUACUGAACCCCAUCUUCCAAAAGAAGCCCUCAACGUCACACCUACAGGAUACCAGGCCCAACCUGCACCACGACGGGCUUCAAUUGCCAGCCCAACUACUGUCUUCUCCUCCUAUGACCUACCUCACUCUGCAUUUCCGCCAAAUCACAUCCCAACUGUAACCAAAUUUUGUCUUUGCUUGCAGUGCAAGAAAAAUGAAUGCAGCAAGAUCAAGCAACCCCUGAAAAUCCCCUCCCUCCUAACUCAGUUACACCCUCCAUUCUCACACAAAUUCCUCAUCACUCUUUCACACCCUCCCCACCUUAAAUCCCCACACCUCACCCAUCCCAAUUUCCAACCACCCAAUUCCUCAAUUCAAUUCAAUUCUACUGCAACCUCAAUUUUCCCUGCACACACAAUGGACGCCACAACCAAGUGGCUGGCCAUCACAGCAGCACUGGCCGUGAUCACCCUGUUUUCGGCCGCGACGAACGCCGAGGAAACGAAGCCCCCGCUGGUGGUUAAAGUGGUGAAGGGGAAGAAGCUCUGCGACAAAGGGUGGGAGUGCAAAGGCCUGUCGGCCUACUGCUGCAACCACACAAUCUCCGAUUUUUUCCAGACCUACCAGUUCGAGGAACUCUUCCCCAAGCGGAACACGCCCGUUGCCCACGCAUCCGGGUUCUGGGACUACCACUCGUUCAUCACCGCCGCCGCGACUUACCAGCCGCUCGGGUUCGGGACCACCGGCGGGAAGAACGUGGGACAGCUGGAGGUCGCGGCGUUCCUCGGCCACGUCGGCAGCAAGACUUCAUGCGGAUAUGGUGUGGCGACGGGAGGACCUCUUGCGUGGGGGUUGUGCUACAACAAGGAGCUGAGCCCGGAGAAGACGUACUGCGAUGACUAUUACAAAUACGAUUACCCUUGCACUCCGGGAGUGUCGUACCAUGGUCGUGGAGCUCUGCCGCUUUAUUGGAACUACAACUACGGCAAAACAGGGGAAGCCCUGAAGGUGGACCUGCUAAACCACCCGGAGUACCUGGAGAACAACGCAACCCUGGCGUUCCAGGCCGCGAUGUGGAAGUGGAUGACGCCGGACAAGAAGAACAAGCUGCCGUCGGCCCACGACGCCUUCGUCGGCAACUGGAAGCCCACCAAGAACGACACCCUGGCGAAGCGGGUGCCCGGGUUCGGAGCCACCAUCAACGUCCUCCACGGGGAGCAGAUGUGCGGCAAAGGAGACGACGAGGCGAUGAACAACGUCGUCUCGCACUACCUGUACUACCUCGAUUUGAUGGGCGUGGGGAGGGAAGAGGCAGGGCCGCACGAGGUUCUGACCUGCGGGGAACAGCUGCCCUUUGGCAAGAACCCUGUUUCCACUUCGUCUUCUUGAUUGUUGUUUCCCUCGUUAGAGGAAAUCAAUGGAUGUUGGAUGGAUCAUUGUGGUCUCUACAAUAAGGGAGUUUGAGGAGUGACAGAGUUUUGUUGGGUGUUGUAAUCAAAGGAUGUGCUCUGUUUUUCAUUUCUUUUUUUGCUUGUGGAUGGUGAGUUGAUGAUUGUAUAUUGUAUAUGACAUGAAAAAUGUACAUUUCGAGCAAUGGCGUCUCAUCUGCUUUUCUACUUUGCUUUGUGGAAGCUUGACCCAGACAACAUUAGGAACGGGACAAGUACGAGACAAAUAAAUUUUCAGCCCUACAUUAUGUGAAGGGCGGAGAUAUAUCGUAGGUUAAGAAUAGUUGCAUAUAUUUGUUCAGUUCAGUAUUUUAGUGUGUAUUUGUUUAGGUGUAAUUUUCAAACAUCGGUUAGGGAGUCAUAGUAUUGAAAUUGAUUGUUUGACUCUUGGCUAGAAGAUUACUGAAGCGAUAUCAGUGUAGUCUGUAGACUGAGAUCGGGAUGAUUUGCAGGAGCACUAGAAGACACUUAACUUAGACGGGAGGAGUUUAGGAAGACACCAUUGUUUACCUCUCGUGCAUUUGAAAAAUGAAGUUUUGAUGAAUUU